Messenger RNA from Drosophila miranda, 360 nucleotides. RefSeq lists its product as uncharacterized. NCBI's taxonomy places the organism in Eukaryota, Metazoa, Arthropoda, Insecta, Diptera, Drosophilidae. Bases 1 to 360 code for a protein of 119 amino acids. The transcript has a single exon. The record is from RefSeq and is a predicted model, not a curated record.
AUGCGUUCCAUACUUUGUCUGGUAGUUUCUGCAGCCUUGCUGGCUGUCUUUGUGAGGGAUGCUCUGGCGGAAGGCGAUGCAGCACUAAUGCCAAAGGCGGAGGAGCAGCAACUGCAGCCACAGCACCUACUGGCAGAAGGAGGAGAUGUUGAUGUAGAUGUCACAGGGGACCGGGUGCGGCGUCAAGUUGGAGGAUUUGCAGUCGGCUUGGGUGCUUUUGGAGGAAGGCAAGGACGAGACCGCUUUGACCCCUAUCGCGGGGGUCCCUAUUGCGGGGGUCCCUAUUGCGGGCCCGUCUAUGGCGGUCCCCCUGGCCGAAGAUAUGCUGGACGCUUCCCUGGCGGCUUCUAUGGUCGCUGA